Molecule: messenger RNA, 1401 nt
Organism: Achroia grisella
Lineage: Eukaryota; Metazoa; Arthropoda; Insecta; Lepidoptera; Pyralidae
Product: solute carrier family 66 member 3-like
Exons: 6
Coding region: 173-934 (253 amino acids)
Source: RefSeq, a predicted model, not a curated record
CUCUGAUUAUUCGAGCUGGCAGACGCUAGUAGAUAUUAUAGCUAGUAUAGAUCUAUGAGCAAAUAGGAGGCGACAGCCUAGGUACUUAUAUAGGUAUCGACGGCGUUGCUUGGGGAUAACAAGAACAUCUUUGUUUCCAAUUCUAUCGGACGGAUACACCACUCGAGCAGUGAUGUCGGAAGAAAAAUUAACAAAGGAAGUGUUAAAUAAAACAAAAUGGAAGGGUGCAGGCUCAGGAUUCGUUAUGGAUGUGAACACCGUGGUGUACAUAAUUGCCAACUUAUGCAGCACUUUAAUUAUUCUUCUAUGUACCUUUAUUAAAGUGCCACAGAUACUGUACAUCAAGGAGAAAAGAUCGGCAGAUGGAAUAUACAUACAGGCGAUGAUGAUGGAGAUGACUGGCUUCACCAUAGUAUCUCUUUACAACUAUACCAACGAAUAUGGUGUCAUCACGUAUUUGGAGUAUCCUAUAAUUCUUAUGCAAGUCUAUAUAAUGUUUUACUAUGUGUUGAAAUAUAAGAGGAUGCUUCAUCUGUCCAUCGUACCCGUUGUUGCUAUGAUCUAUUUCUCUUUAGUGGCUGCUUUCAUGAUUGGUUUAAUUCCGAAGGAAAUACUCAACUAUUUACUGCCUUUCUGUACUCCGUUGAGUGGAUUUGCUAAAGUUACAUAUAUUUAUGGAAUCGUAAAGGCUGGUAAUGCUGAUGCUGUUUCCCUGACGACAUGGAUGAUUUCUAUUUCCUCCAACUUUGCCCGUAUCUUCACAGUUUACCUGGACUCGGCUGACUUCAAGCUCAUGGCGAACUUUACCAUUUCUACCUUGCUCAGCACUGGCGUACUGAUUACUGCAUUGUAUUACCAGAACCAACCACAGCCCAUUCGUCAUCCGCCGCCGCGUAGGAAGCCCAGCACCAGGAGACAUAGCCACUUCGAUUAAGCCGUUAUUCGAUUCAUUGAUCUUUUACAGGAAACACUGACACUUACGCUUCGAUAAUAAGGUAUUUGAUGGCCACUUAUUUGACUAGUCAACAUAGGAAUUUGUCUUUAGCUGUCUUAUGAAUUAAAUAUUUUAUUUAACGAACAAUAUUACCCAUUUAAUUUAUAUUUUACAAUGUUUAUAAUAGUUCUCUAAAAUGCCAAACGUCUAUUUAACUUAAUUUUAUUGUGGAACGGUUUUGUCCUCUUAUUUAUUAUUUUGACCAAAGUAAUCAAAACAUUAAAUGUGAAAGUGGGUUUGUUAGUAGGUUUGUAAUGGUAAAAGUGGGCAAGUAUGAGUGAUGUGGCAAAUAUUUCAGUAAUUGACUCAAUUGCAUUUAGUAGACGCAAAAGUAAUUAAAAUAAUUACCAAAGAACAUGAAAAUAUUCAAUUAUACAAUAAAGUUUAAUGCAUUGUAAAAUUAUAAG